Molecule: messenger RNA, 708 nt
Organism: Synchiropus splendidus (mandarinfish)
Lineage: Eukaryota; Metazoa; Chordata; Actinopteri; Syngnathiformes; Callionymidae
Gene: pin1
Product: peptidylprolyl cis/trans isomerase, NIMA-interacting 1
Exons: 5
Coding region: 189-659 (156 amino acids)
Cellular component (GO): cytosol; nucleus
Molecular function (GO): protein binding; peptidyl-prolyl cis-trans isomerase activity
Source: RefSeq, a predicted model, not a curated record
CUCGCCCUCGCUGCGUUUGCUGACCAAUGAAAUGUCCGCUCUUGUGAUCGACGAACCAGUUGAGCCAAUGGCUCCACAGGAGCAGCCGCAAAUGGGCGGGACUUGUUCCAAAAACAAGGCUGCGGCUCCGCCUGUCAUUCUGCAACAACCGCCGACCUGAUCUCCUGCGACACGCGCUCGUGAAAACCAUGGCGGACGAGGACGGUCUCCCCGCGGGCUGGGAGAAGAGGAUGAGCCGCAGCUCCGGGAAGACCUACUACUUCAACCACAGCACCAACGCCAGCCAGUGGGAGAGGCCGGUGGCCGACGACAGCGGCGAGCCGGACAAGGUGCGCUGCUCUCACCUGCUGGUCAAGCACAGCCAGUCGCGCCGCCCGUCCUCCUGGAGAGAGCAGAACAUCACCAGGUCCAAAGAGGAGGCGGUGGAGCUGAUCCAGAAGUACAUCGAGCAGAUCCGCUCAGGGAAGGAGUCCUUCGAGACUUUGGCGUCUCAGUUCAGCGACUGCAGCUCGGCCAAGGCUCGCGGGGACCUGGGCCUGUUCGGCAGAGGUCAGAUGCAGAAGCCUUUCGAAGACGCCUCCUUCGCGCUCAAGGUGGGCGACAUGAGCGGCCCGGUCCACACCGACUCGGGGGUCCACAUCAUCCUGCGCACCGGCUGAAGGCCGGUCACGUGACCCUGCACAGAGCCAAUAAAAGUCACUUUUCUAA